Alligator mississippiensis (American alligator) is the source of this 1160-nucleotide messenger RNA. RefSeq names its product glycine cleavage system protein H (gene GCSH). The coding region runs from base 160 to 552 and encodes 130 amino acids. Lineage: Eukaryota; Metazoa; Chordata; Crocodylia; Alligatoridae. Gene Ontology annotation, cellular component: glycine cleavage complex; mitochondrion; cytoplasm. Gene Ontology annotation, biological process: protein lipoylation; glycine decarboxylation via glycine cleavage system. The record is from RefSeq and is a predicted model, not a curated record. The transcript is spliced from 6 exons.
GCCCGCGCUCCCGGCCUUGCGCCGGCCCCGCGCCACCCCGCCCUCGCUCCGGGCCCGGAGCCUGGGCACCAGCGCGCUGCUGCUGGCCGAGAGAAAAUAAAGAUCUUUAUGCCUGUUCUGUGGUAGCUUGAGUUUCCCUCACUUUCUACACAUGUCUUCAUGGGGAUUUCAAAGAAAGCCCGCAAAUAUACAGACAAGCAUGAGUGGAUAUCUGUUGAAAAUGGUAUUGGAACAGUAGGAAUCAGCAAUUUUGCACAGGAAGCAUUAGGAGAUGUUGUUUAUUGUAGCCUUCCAGAAGUUGGAACAAAAUUGAAUAAACAGGAUGAGUUUGGCGCUCUGGAAAGUGUGAAAGCUGCUAGUGAGCUAUAUUCUCCUCUCACAGGAGAAGUAACCGAAAUUAACACUGCCCUUGCAGAUAAUCCAGGACUUGUCAAUAAAUCUUGUUACAAGGAUGGCUGGCUUAUCAAAAUGACUGUGGACAGCCCUUCUGAACUUGAUGAACUGAUGAGUGAGGAUGCAUAUGAGAAAUACAUAAAAUCCAUUGAAGACUGACCUGGACCACUAUAAUAAACCAGCAUAAAACUUACUCCAGUGUAGUUUUGUUGCAAAUUAGUAGUGUACAGAAGGUCUCACAUUGGGUGGCUUGAAAAACUGUAUAUUGCAGAGAACUUGGAUAAUGUUUCAAGGGAAAAACACGACUUCUGAAUCCUGUACUAAAGAGCAAACUUUCAACUGACUGCAGAUAAAAAAAAAUAAUAAUAUUCUCACCUUUUUGCACACCUGUUUUUUAGCUUAAUUUGUAUAUCAUUUCAACAUUUGGAACCAUAUCCUCUGGAGUAAAAUACAUGUCUAGUUUAUAAAAAUAGACACUUACCAAGUAGCAUUGUGAUAUGCAACAGCCUUAAUUUAGUAGCAUUGUCACAGUAUUCCGCACUACAGUUUUCUAUCCAAAUACACGUAUGGCUAACUGGGUGUUCUGAUACAAAAGCUGCAUUGCUGCCUUCAGAACUCACGAAGGUUUUGGGUAUGCACAAGUGAACGUAUAGGUCUUUAGUGGAAACUACUCUGCUCUACCUGUAGCUGUUCUUUUGUUUUGCUUUUUACAGAGAGGCUACAGCUCUGCGGCAGACAAGAAGUGAAUAAAAACUAAUUUUACCAAU